UCUCUCACUAACUCCCUCACUCCCUCACCCAUCUCUCCCUCUCUCUCUCUCUCCCUUUCUCUCUCUCACUCUCCCUCACCCUCAAUCAGUUUCUCCAUCAGCUUCAGUCAGACUAGAAGGGAGUUGGAGGCUACUGGGUCUACUGUCAGAUAGGCAGCACUAGAUCCAACAACCCACAGGAUUAUUUACCUUUAAAGGAAUAUACUCUUUUUCUUGAUUCUACCUCUUGCCUUUCUGUCUUCCUUCAUCAACAUCCACAUCCUACUCUUACUCUUCUUCCUCCUCCCCCUCGUCCUCCUCCUGCCUUUCUUUCUCCUGCUUCCACACCCUGCCUCUGAGUGUGUUGGAGAGAGGCACCGUUCGCGCGUCAAAGCGGUUCGAGUGGACCUCAGUGUGAGUGUGAGUGUGUGAGUGUAUGUGUGUGUGUGAGCCUCUCCAGUCCACUCUCUCUCUCAGUGGAACAGCCCUUUUUAAAUGGACUUUUAUAUUGGUUUGAGACUUUAUCACCACUGAAAGCAACACCACUACCGAAGCACUACUGUACAUGUUGGAAUAAAAACAGAUCAGAAGAUCUUUAGUCCCAAGAUGAGUGAGGAAGCUAAAGAUAAAACCACUGGCAAACCAGCGCAUCGUAAGAAGAAAGGCAAAAAGUCGGACAGCAAUGCCAGUUACCUGCGAGCAGCGCGGGCUGGGAACCUGGAGAAGGCCCUGGACUACCUCAAGUCUGGGGUAGAAAUCAACAUCUGCAACCAGAAUGGGUUGAAUGCUCUUCAUCUGGCCUCUAAGGAGGGUCAUGUAGAGGUGGUGGCUGAGCUGCUGAAGCUAGAAGCCAAUGUGGACGCGGCGACCAAGAAAGGAAACACCGCUCUUCACAUAGCCUCCCUGGCCGGCCAAACGGAAGUGGUGAAAGAGCUAGUGACCAAUGGAGCCAAUGUGAACGCACAGUCUCAGAAUGGCUUCACCCCGCUCUACAUGGCAGCCCAGGAGAACCAUAUUGAGGUGGUUCGCUUCCUCCUGGAACACAACUCCAGCCAGAGUAUGGCCACCGAGGACGGGUUCACCCCUCUGGCGGUGGCGCUGCAGCAGGGGCAUGACCAAGUGGUGUCUCUGCUCCUGGAGAAUGACACCAAGGGCAAGGUGCGUCUGCCCGCCCUGCACAUCGCCGCCCGCAAGGACGACACCAAGGCUGCAGCGUUACUGCUCCAGAACGACCGCAACGCAGAUGUGGAGUCCAAGAUGAUGGUGAAUAAAACGACAGAGAGCGGCUUCACUCCUCUCCACAUCGCUGCUCACUAUGGCAACAUCAAUGUGGCCACGCUUCUGCUGAAUCGGGGGGGAGCUGUGGACUUCAUGGCCAGGAAUGACAUCACACCUCUCCAUGUGGCAUCUAAAAGAGGCAAUAGUAACAUGGUCAAACUGUUGUUGGACAGAGGAUCCAAAAUAGAUGCCAAGACUAAGGACGGACUGACACCUCUUCACUGUGGAGCGAGGAGCGGUCAUGAACAAGUGGUUGAGAUCCUGCUGGACCGCGGAGCCCCCAUUCUGUCCAAGACAAAGAACGGGCUGUCCCCCCUGCACAUGGCCACUCAGGGCGACCACAUCAACUGUGUCCAGCUCCUCCUUCAGAACGAUGUCCCCGUUGAUGAUGUCACCAACGACUACCUGACAGCGUUACACGUGGCCGCCCACUGUGGACACUACAAAGUGGCCAAGCUCAUAGUGGACAAAAAGGCCAACCCUAACGCUAAAGCACUGAACGGCUUCACCCCGCUUCACAUCGCCUGCAAGAAGAACCGCUCCAAAGUGAUGGAGCUGCUGCUGAAACACGGAGCAUCGAUCCAGGCUGUGACAGAGUCUGGACUCACUCCUAUUCACGUGGCCGCUUUCAUGGGACAUGAGAACAUUGUCAACUCACUGACGCAUCACGGAGCUUCGCCCAACACCACCAACGUGAGGGGGGAGACAGCGCUGCACAUGGCAGCCCGGGCAGGUCAGGCCGACGUGGUGCAAUACCUGCUGCAGAAUGGAGCGAAGGUGGAGACUAAGGCCAAGGACGACCAGACAGCGCUGCACAUCUCCAGCCGGCUGGGGAAGGCCGACAUCGUCCAGCAGCUGCUGCAGAGGGGGGCUUCUGCUAACGCUGCCACCACGUCAGGCUACACACCCCUCCACCUGGCUGCCCGCGAAGGUCACGAGGACGUAGCCGCCAUGCUGCUGGACCAGGGUGCAUCGCUGUCAGCCUCCACUAAGAAAGGGUUCAGUCCUCUUCACGUGGCAGCCAAGUAUGGGAAGAUAGAAGUGGCCAGCCUGCUUCUUCAGAAGAGAGCAGCUCCGGAUGCAGCUGGAAAGAGUGGGCUAACUCCACUGCAUGUAGCUGCUCACUACGAUAAUCAGAGAGUGGCUCUACUGCUUCUGGAUCAGGGAGCAUCUCCCCACGCCGCCGCCAAGAAUGGCUACACACCCCUCCACAUAGCUGCCAAGAAGAACCAGAUGGACAUCGGGACCACCCUACUGGAGUACGGGGCGGACACCAAUGCUGUGACCCGCCAGGGCAUCAGCCCUGUUCACCUGGCUGCACAGGAGGGCAGUGUGGACCUGGUCUCUCUGCUGCUCACCAAGAACGCCAGCGUCAACAUGGGCAACAAGAGUGGUCUCACACCUCUCCACUUAGCGGCGCAGGAGGACAAAGUUAACGUGGCGGAAGUCCUGCUCAACCAGGGGGCGGACGUCGACCCCUCGACAAAGAUGGGAUACACUCCGCUGCAUGUGGCUUGUCACUAUGGCAACGUCAAGAUGGCGGACUUCCUCAUACAGAACCAGGCCAGAGUUGAUGACAAAACAAAGAAUGGCUACUCGCCCCUCCACCAGGCGGCGCAACAGGGCCACACCCACAUCAUCAACCUGCUGCUGCAGCACGGAGCCUCUGCCAAUCAGCUGACCGUGAACGGGAGCACAGCCUUGUCCAUCGCCUGUCGUCUUGGUUACAUCUCAGUGGUCGACACUCUCCGGCCAGUGACUGAUGAGAAUCUGACCUCUGUGACUGCGACAGAAAAACACAAAAUGAACAUCCCCGAGACCAUGAACGAGUUUCUGGACAUGUCUGACGAUGAAGCUAAGGCUAAUGCGCCGGAAAUUCUCAAUGACGACUGUAUUUCAGAUGUUGACGAAGGUGAGGAUGCAAUGACCGGCGACACUGACAAAUAUCUGCGGCCCCAGGACCUCAAGGAGCUGGGGGACGACUCUCUCCCGCAGGAGGGCUACAUGGGGUUCAGCAUUGGAGUCCGCUCAGCGAGCCUCCGCUCCUUCAGUUCGGAUAGGUCCAACACCCUCAACCGCAGCUCCUACGCGCGAGACAGCAUGAUGAUAGAGGAGAUCCUCGCCCCGACCAAGGACACGCACCUGGCUGUAACCCGGGACUACGAUGCAGAGUGUCUGAGGCGCUACAGCUGGACCCCAGACACAAUAGAUCACAGUAACACUGUGUCCAGCCCCAUUCACUCAGGCUUGUCCUCCCCGCUCCCUCAGUAUGACUCCAGAUUCCUGGUCAGCUUUAUGGUGGAUGCCCGUGGGGGUUCCAUGAGAGGAAGUCGAAGCAAUGGCAUGCGUAUCAUCAUCCCGCCCCGGAAGUGCACGGCUCCCACCCGCAUCACCUGCCGCCUGGCCAAGAGGCACAAACUGGCCUACCCCCCACCCAUGGUGGAGGGAGAGGGCCUGGUCAGCCGCCUGGUGGAGGUCGGCCCCGCAGGAGCCCAGUUUCUGGGACCUGUGAUCGUGGAGAUUCCUCAUUUCGGCUCCAUGAGGGGAAAGGAGAGGGAACUGAUCGUGCUGAGGAGCGACAACGGUGACACAUGGAAGGAACACCAGUACGACUGCCAUCCAAGUGACAUCACAGACAUUCUUAACGGGAUGGACGAAGAACUGGACAGCAAUGCUGAGCUGGAGAAGAAGCGUAUCUGUCGAAUCAUCACCAGGGACUUCCCCCAGUACUUUGCGGUGGUGUCCAGGAUCAAGCAGGAGAGUAACCACAUGGGUCCAGAGGGCGGGACUCUGACCAGCCUGACCGUGCCCAUGGUCCAGGCCUCCUUCCCACAGGGGGCGCUCACCAAAAAGAUACGCGUUGGCCUGCAGGCUCAGCCCGUCCCAGAUGACAUGGUGAGGAAUCUCCUCGGCAACAGGGCCACAUUCAGCCCUAUCGUUACUGUGGAGCCCAGGAGGAGGAAGUUCCACAAGCCCAUUACCAUGACGAUCCCUGUACCGCCCCGAUCGGCAGAGGGCCACCCCAGUGGACCCAGGGGAGACUCCACCCCCUGCCUGCGCCUCCUCUGCAGCAUCACAGGUGGAACAUCUCCUGCCCAGUGGGAGGACAUAACAGGAACUACUCCGCUGUCCUUCGUCACAGACUGUGUUUCCUUCACCACAAACGUGUCGGCCAGGUUCUGGCUUGCAGACUGCCACCAGAUUCCUGAGACGGUCGGUCUGGCCUCUCAGCUAUACCGGGAGCUGAUCUGUGUGCCGUAUCUGGCCAAGUUUGUGGUGUUUGCCAAGAUGAACGAUCCUGUGGAGUCACGCCUCCGCUGCUUCUGCAUGACGGACGACAAGGUGGACAAGACUCUGGAACAACAGGAGAACUUUGAAGAGGUAGCCAGGAGCAAAGACAUUGAGGUCUUGGAGGGCAAGCCUAUCCAUGUGGAUUGCUAUGGCAACUUAUCUCCUCUUACCAAGAGUGGGCAGCAGCUGAUCUUCAACUUCUUCUCUUUCAAAGAGAACCGGCUUCCUUUCAAUGUGAAGGUCAGAGACAUGGGCCAAGAACCAUGUGGCCGACUCUCAUUUUUGAAAGAGCCGAAAACCACUAAAGGUCUUCCACAGACUGCCAUAUGCAAUUUGAAUAUCACACUGCCAACUCAUAAGAAGGACAUGAUGGAGUCUGAUCCUGAUGAUGAGACUGAAAAACCAGACCGACGUCAUACCUUUGCCUCCUUAGCUUUGCGUAAGCGCUACAGCUAUCUGACCGACCCUGCAGCGAAAACAACUGAUCGGAGCUCGCAGAGAACACAGCCUACUGGCUACGCUUACAAACCUGUCUUUUCAACGAGAUCUUAUCAGGCGUGGUCGGCUGUUCCUGUCUCCGUCUCUGAGCAAGCCAAGUCUGGGUUCGGUUCCCACUCCAGUUCAUCGUCCAACACGCCCAAUGCCUCUCCACUGAAGUCCGUGUGGUCCAUCACCUCGGCGUCCCCCAUCAAGUCCAACAUAGGCGGUUCACCGGCCCAUUCCAUCAAGUCAGUCAGCGACGUAGCAUCCCCCAUCAGGUCGUACAGGACAAUUUCAUCCCCAAUUAAGACUGUAGUUCAGCAGACCCAGUACCCAGUUCAGGUCACCCCCAGUCUCCUGUCAUCGCCAGUCAGAAGCGUUCCAGACCCCGUUUCCAUCAAGGGACUGGCAGCAUUGUCUUCUAGAACCUCUCCCAUCACCACUGGUGUGGGGUGUCUGCUAGAGAGGUCAUCAAUCGCCAUGAGCCCACCUGCUUCGCCCAAAUCCUCACUGAACAUGUACAGUUCAACUCUGCCAUUCAAGGGUGUCAUGGUGGGCACUGGCACCACAGCAUCGUCCUCUCCUAUAAAAACUGUUCCUGGCCUCUCCUCUGUCCGGUCCAAUGCAGACCCCUUAAGUCUAUUUUCCUCCCUUUCCUCACCAAUUAAAACCAACACUCCUCCUAGUGCUGCAGCUCUGAUCAAUGGAACAGUAUCCCCUACAAAGUACCGCUCCUCCUCGCCCACGUCCCUACUCUCCAGCAGCUUACAGGAGAGGAUACAGGCAACCACCAAUGCAGCAACGACAAGCGUAAAUGCAGCCUUUGAUGAGGUUGAAAAGACUUUCAAUUCCUGCUCUGCCUCUGGAUAUGGCACUCUGAAGUCCAUGUCCUCCUCCGCGUCAUCAUCUUACCAAUCCAUAAGAUCCUCAGCCUCUAGUUCCCUAUAUGCCACUCUAAGGUCCCCACCAAACUCUACCACCACUGUCACAUCUGGCACCAUGACGGUCCCAGUGUAUUCGGUUAUAAAUGUGUUGCCAGAGCCCCAAUUUAAAAAGCUCCCUGAAGUGUCAACGCCAGCUGCUGCCCUCUCGUCCUCUCGAAAAACUGUGCCUGCUGAGACAAACUCAGCCCAGUCUUCCUUUGCCAGGACUCUGUCACCUAUCAAAUCCUCCUUAUUUAUGCCCCCGACUGCCCUGAAAUCCACCACCUCAUCCCCGCUGUCCUCCAGCCAAGAGAUACUGAAGGACGUGGCAGAAAUGAAAGAGGACUUGAUACGGAUGUCUAACAUCUUGCAAACAGAACCAAGUUCAGCCUCCAAAGGUUUCCAGUCUGACUCUCCCAAAGAGGCUAAAAUAGAGGACGAGGAGCCUUGCAGAAUUGUAGAGAAAGUUAAACAGGACCUGGUCAAAGUUAGUGAGAUACUGACCAAGGAUAGCAAGACUGCUAUUAAAAUUAAUAAAACAGAUGAGGCACAGUGCUCUAAACAAGCACCAGUGGAUCCCCAGCCAAGCAACUGGAGUUAUCCACCAAGAUAUGAGACAGUGGUUCCACAAAUCAAAACUAAGACUAUACCAGACAGAGAUUUUAAUCUAUUGAAGGUAGUAGACUACUUGACAAAUGACAUUGGCAGUGGCUCUAUCUCAAAAACUGCAGAUGCAAAGCAUAGAUCCGAUGAGGUUAGAAGGGAAGGAGAGGAGAAACAAAAACGAAUGCUUAAACCUGAGCACAAGCUGAAAAUGCCACCUGCAAACAUGCGAUCCUCUGCCUCAGAAAAGGAGCUCUGUAAACUAGCAGAUGUGCUAUUUGGGCCUGAUGCCAUGUUAGAAUCUCCAGAUGACAUCUCACAUGACCAGGACAAGAGUCCCCUCUCAGACAGUGGCUUUGAGACGAGGAGUGAAAGGACACCCUCUGCCCCACAGAGUGCGGAAGGCAUGGGACCCAAGGCACUUUUCCAGGAUAUUCCACCAGUAAUCACUGAGACAAGGACUGAGGUUGUUCGUGUUAUUAGGAGUUAUGAGUCUCCUGAAGAUAACAAGCAACCAAUGAUGGAGGAUACAAGGGCAGUUCGAUACACUGAUGCAGAACCCAAAGGUCUGAAUGCAUCCAAUGUGGACCAAACUAAAUCAUUUCAGAUGAAAAUCAGCCCGGACGAUGACUCAAUGGGCAAGAGCAUGCGUGUGAAGGAAGAGACCCACAUCACAACUACCACACGAAUGGUGUACCACAAACCCCAGAGUAAAGAGAAUACAUCUGAGAGGAUGGAAGAAUCAAUGUCAGUGCAUGAUAUCAUGAAAGCUUUCCAGUCCGGCCGGGAUCCCUCCAGAGAACUUGCUGGACUGUUUGAGCACAGGGCCAGCAAUGAUGACACGUCGCAGAGGGAUAUAAACUUAAAGCCCAAAGUUGAAAGAAUAAUCGAGGUUCAUAUUGAAAAGGGCAACAAAACUGAACCAACUGAGGUCAUCAUCCGGGAAACAAAAAAUGACCCAGAGAAGGAGAUGUACUUCUACCAAGGGAACAGUGGCCUGUCACGACAGGGAGAGGAGGAGCCUGAAGAAUCGCUCCCCUGUUACCUAGAGUCUUCCAGAGUAAACACGCCCAUGUCACAGGAAGACGACAGUCGUCCAAGCUCUGCACAGCUCAUGGCAGAUGACUCGUACAAAGCCCUGAAGCUUCUCAGCCAGCAGUCAGUGGAAUAUAAUGAUGAUGAAUCAUCAGAACUCAGAGGGGAGUCCUACAACUUUGCAGACAAAAUGCUUCUCUCUGAGAAACCAGACUCUUCUCACUCUGACACCGAGGAGUAUUUGAGGGACAGGUCUCAUUUUCACUCCCCAGAUAGGAGUAGUUAUAGUCAGGAACGGUCUAGUGGAUCAAGGCAGGAAUAUAUUUUGAGGUCAUCAAACAUUGACAAAUCAGGUCAAAUUGCCAAUGUAGAUGAUAACUUUGACAAACUAACAUUAUUGCAGUAUUCCUCAGAACCUGGUAGCCCAAAGCACUCUGUUUGGAUGCGUGUCACUGAUGACAGACAGAGUCAGAAUAGAGAAAAGCUAAUAUAUGAAGACAGAGUAGACAGAACUGUUAAGGAAGCAGAGGAAAAGCUUAGUGAAGUCUCUCAGUUUUUUCGUGAUAAGACAGAGAAACUGAACGAUGAGCUCUCAUCCCCUGAGAAGAAGUCCCGCAGGUCAGACUUUAGGGAAACACGAUCUGGGCCUAGCUCUACGCACAGCAGUCCUGAAAGAUCAACCUAUAAGAAUGGGAGCAGUGGAGAGGAAUGUAGAGAACGUUUCAGGGACAGGUUUGGCUCCAAUGAUAGAAAAUGUGCUAGUUUACCGAGCAGCCCAGAGAGGAGAGUGCUGCUACAGUAUAAUGAUGACAAUAGAAAACCAGGUGAUGGCACUUCACAGGGCAAUGCAGGUGACACCUCUAAACCAUUUCAAAUGUCAUCCUCCAAAGUCAGCGCUGUUAGGCUAAAAUUUGAACAAGAGGCUCAGAAGCAAGAAAAGGGUCCACAAUGGGGACAAACAUCAAAUGCCCCAGUAAGAAAACUCCAGGAAAGUACACUGCCUGUGUUUCAAGUCUUUGCUGGCUCAAAUAUGCCCAAAUCACCAGACAGUCCAGGAAGUACCAGGAAAGUUAUAGAAAGUGAGGUUAGAGGAUCUAGUGGACCAAGCCCCAGUGCUAAUAGGUAUAUAUGCUCAUCUCCUAAACACGACACAAACGGAAAUGAACAGGAAGAAAAAAAGUCCUUCAAAACUUGGGAAUGUCAUGGAAAUGGAAACUAUAAACCCCAAGUGUCAAAACUAGCUCACACGUUAGUUCAAGAUGCGCAUGGCAAUGACAGAAAUUCACAAAGAGAACUGCAGGGCUUUAGAGAUGGAAUAACCAGUAAAGAAGAGACAACCAAGAAAACGAUUUACACAGAGCUUGUGGUUCGAGAAAACCCAAAUAGUAGUGAUGUACGUACCGGUAGUCAAAAAAAAAACUCGGAAUCGCAAAUUCCUGUUAGAAUGCCGUGUAGUUUUUCAGAGAAUGAUCAACCCACAUCAUUAAAGUUAGAUACCUCUGUUAAACUGUGUGAAAGGGCAGGAUCACAAAUACCUACUUUAGCUAGAAAUCGGUUGCAUGGCAGCUCUGAAGCCAACAAAUCUACAAACGACUCAUCGGUAGAAAAAUCCUCAGAUUCUUAUGAUAGUAGUCAGUCAACUGUAGUAUGUAAUGGUAUAGAUAGCGACCAAGUAGAAUACUUGGGAAACAUAACCCCUGUAGUUGUCACUGAGGGUUUCAAAGACAUCAAACCAUUGCCAGUUUAUGUAAACAUCCAAGUGGGCAAGCAAUAUGAAAAAGAAACAUCUGGACUGCUGGGAACGUACCAAAAAAUAGUGAGUCACGAGAGCCGAACAGUACACGAGACACGGGGAGCAUUUUAUACUGUCAAACAAAAACAGCCCCCAUCUCCUCAAGGCAGCCCAGAGGAUGACACUCUAGAGCAAGUAACUUUCAUGGACAGCUCUGGCAAGAGUCCUGUUACUCCUGAGACACCAAGCUCUGAGGACGUGAGCCUUGCCUCCAGAAAGACAGAUUCUGUGAUUGGAUAUAUGCCCGGCAUGCCCAGUCCAAUAGCAGAGGAGUCUGAGGAAGACGAAGGAAAGACCUUCAUCUACAGGGAGUCUCUGCCAGAGAAAACCAAGCCUGCCUCAUCAGAACCCUCCAACAGAAACCAGGAAACAUUGAAACGACCCAAAGAGAAACGAGUCGCUUACAUUGAGUUUCCCCCACCUCCGCCUUUAGAGGCAGAGCAUUCUGACCCUGAGAAGAGGGGGUCUUGUGCCUCCUCAGAGGCUGAGACAGAGAUGAUGGAGGUGAACCUCCAAGAGGAGCAUGAUCAGCACCUCCUUGCAGAGCCCAUCAUCAGGGUUCAGCCUCCGUCUCCAGUUCCCCCUGGAGCAGAUGACAGCAACUCUAGCGAUGAUGAGUCUAUCUUCCAUCCCAUCCCCAACAAAAAGUACACCUUCAAGAUGAAGGAGAAGGAGGAAGGAGAGAAGCGUCUGAAACCCAAAAAGCCUGAGAGGAACGGAAACAACAAGGAGUCAGGUACUAAUGGCGUUGUUAAAGCAGAGGAGGAAGACUUGGAGCAAAAUGACCAGUCAAUCACAGACUGCUCCAUAGCCACAACUGAAUUCUCUCAUGACACAGAUGCUACUGAAAUAGACUCUCUCGAUGGCUAUGACCUUCAAGAUGAGGAUGAUGGGUUGAGUGAACAAGACCCUAAGACAUCCAGCCUGUCCAAUGAUGGCAAGACAUGUGAUCGUUCCUUUAGUCAAUCAAAGCUUGAAGUCAUAGAGGAGGAGAAAACACCAAGUGAGGAUGGAGGGGAUAAUGGGAAAGCAAACUCAGAUCAAAACAUUGGAGAUGAAAAAGACUACACUCUCGAGGGAAGACAUCCAGAUAGACAGUGCGAUAGACAAGGCUUUGCAGAUAACUUCUUUGGCUAUCAACUCGAAGAGGAGUUAAACUCUACCUUCAAAACUGUUGCCACGAAAGGCUUAGACUUUGACCCCUGGUCAAGCAAAGGGGGUGAAGGAGUUUUUGAUGCCAAAGCGAAAGAAGAAGAUCCCAAGCCUUUCGGUUUGUCUGUGGAUGACAAGUCGCAAGCCACCACUCCAGACACUACCCCUGCUAGAACCCCGACUGACGAGAGCACACCGACUAGCGAGCCUAACCCUUUCCCCUUCCACGAGGGGAAGAUGUUUGAGAUGACGCGCAGUGGUGCAAUUGACAUGAGCAAGCGGGACUUUGUUGAAGAGAGACUUCAAUUUUUCCAGAUUGGUGAGCAUUCCUCUGAUGGGAAAUCAGGGGACAAGGGGAGAGGGGGUAAGAGUCCGGGGGUAGUUACCUCUCAGUCAAAAACAGGGGAGAGGGGUGAAGGGGUGAAGGUAGAGACUGCCACAGACAGCAGCACAUCAGCAAAGUGCAGCCCUGCACAGACUGGCACUGGCUGUAGCGAUUCUCCUUCUGGUGUCACUGUAGCUGAGACCACAUCCUCAUGCACCAUUACGGCCUCUAAAGUUGACCCCAAAUUACGCACCCCCAUUAAGAUGGGAAUAGCCAUCUCCAUUACAGUGAAAAAAGACUCUGGGGAUCUCAAAGAAUGUAAGGCAGAGAGGUCAGAAAGUCAGAUGGCAGAGUACAUUAACUUGGAAAACCAGUCAGUGGAGAGUCAGUCUAGUGGAUACACAGACCAAAAGCUGUUAGAAAGAAGAGAUUACCCUGCAGAGAACUGCAAUAACAACAAUAACCUUGAGUCCUCAAGCGUGCAGGCUAACUAUAUACAGUGUGGCAGUGUCGUGUUUAAUUUGCAGUCGUCUUCUGAACCCACACUUCAGAAAGCCAGUAGGAUUGAAGCUUUGUUCUGUAGUGACUCUGUAGAGAGAGUAGAAGAAAGCAGUGUUCAGGCUGAACAAAGAGAAAGUGAAGCCGUCAAGGAAGCUGAGACGAAGCAGCAAAAGUCUAGGCUGCCUGUCAAAGCGCCAGGGUGGUCUUUUCGUACACAAGACACAGCAAUAGGGAAGCAAAAACCCAAACAGGUUGUCAAGGCUGAGGUCAGGAGAAGAGCAGAGCCUGUCAUUGCCAAAGUAGAGCCCAGGUCUAGAAUCCCAAUCAAAGAUAUUAAAAAGAGCAGCACAACCAGCUGCCCAAUAUCAGUGCAGGUAACAGGUCAGUCUACCAGGGAGCGAGUAACCAUACAGUUACCCUCCAGGUUCCCCAUUAAAAACAGAUCUCAGGUUAGCUCGGCAGGUGAGACGAGUAGGGAAAACGGCAGCGAGGUUUGUAAACGCACCAUCGAGUACUUUAAGGGCAUUAGCGGGGAGACGCUAAAGCUGGCCGACCGCCUGUCAGAUGAAGAGAAAAAGACACAGGGAGAACAGUCCGAGGAAGACAGCACCUCCAGGAGCACCUCUCUGUCGGCCCCCUCUCAGCCCUCCCACUCGUCGAGGUCUGGUAGAGGCUCGAGAGCUGAGGCCGGGACCUUGUCCGUAAGGGCUAAGGUCGACAGGGCCUCCGGCAGUGAAAGGAGCAGGAGGAGUAGGCGGACUGGUGGGAAGGAGGGCAGUCAGGUUGCGGGGCCUCGGGCGCCCCCCGUCGCGGAGAUCAAGCCUAGUCCUCAGAGUCCCUGUGAGCGAACAGACCUGCGGAUGGCCAUCGUGGCUGACCACCUGGGACUUAGCUGGACUGAGCUAGCUCGGGAAAUGGACUUUUCUGUCGACGAGAUCAACCACAUCCGAGUGGAGAACCCCAACUCCCUGACAGCGCAGAGCUUCAUGCUACUAAAGAAAUGGGUCAGCCGGGACGGUAAAAACGCAACGACGGAUGCCUUAACUGGAGUGCUGACCAAAGUCAAUCGGAUGGAUAUUGUGACUUUACUGGAGGGGCCGAUAUUUGACUAUGGUAACAUUUCAGGCACGAGAAGUUUUGCCGAUGAUAACGCUGUUUACCUGGAUCAGGCUGAUGAUUAUCACAGCAUCCUAGCGGAGCUGCAAUCCCCAGUCCAACUGCACUCUGACCCUCCCUUCACGGAGUUCCACUCUGAACCCCCUACCCUCACCAUCGACCCCAUCCCUGUCCAGCUCCACCCACACCCCCCUACCCUCAUCCUCACCCAGUCUGAGCCCUGGACUGGCCACAUGGAGCCUAGUGUGGAGCCUGACACCUCCACUAGAACCCACCUUAGGCCCUGGGAGCUGUCCCUGUCCAUUCACACCCUUCACUUAGAUCCCACCGCUGCCACCAACACAGGAAUGGCUGAAGGUGACCAGGUGCUGAUGGUACAAGUGGAAGAAGAGAAAAAGGAAGUGGACAUAAGCCUCCAACAGCAGGAGGACAGCAGACAGACAGGGGCAUCAGCGGUGGAGGCUGAGGACAUCGUAAAGGGAGGUGGUGAGGAAGGGGUAGAGGUGGGUGAGAUGGCAGAAGAGGGGGAUAAAGUGGUAGAAGCAAAGAUCGGGGCUAAGUUAGCGGAAGAGGGGACUAAGGUGAGGGUGGAGGGGCGUAAGGCAGUAGAGAAUGGGGCUGAGUUGGUGGAAGAAGAGGGUGCAUAUCUCUCCCCCCAGGCCUGGGCUGAGGCAUUGGGGGAGCAGGGUGUGUCUGGUUCCACCGAGGAAGAGGAUGGAGACGAAGACGAGAAGACAGAAGAUAAGUUCAAGUCGCUGUUGGAGGAUAUUCAUUUGGAGGAAGGCUCAGAGGAGGAGGAUGAGGAAAUGACGGAGGCCAGGGUUCAGGAGAUUCUUAGUCAGGUGCAACAGGCAGAAAAAGACGUGUGUUCACUUCCAGGUUGGCACAGUGACACAUCCAGCGUCAACGUGGAGCCCCCCACACCCGGCCGCAGUGUAAGCUCAGACCUGCUAGACCGCCAGGAAAAUAGCCAGGAGAACUCCAGUGACUCCAUCACCUCUUCCUCUAGAGGAGAGCUAGCGAGGUCUAGGCACAAUGGCGAUAACACGGAGCUACCACCUCAGGACGGGUCACUUCUUGUAUUGCAGGACUCAGCCAACGGAAGAACUGGACGUGGGAAGGAAGAAGGCACGCUUGUAUCUGAGAGGAAAGUCCAGCAGCAUUUUAGUGAGUCCGGCUCUGACGAGGAGCGGACUGUCACCACCAGGGUGUUUCGGCGCCGGGUCAUUCUCAAGGGAGAACAGGCAAAGAAUAUUCCGGGCGAAUCAGUGACAGAAGAACAGUUUACUGAUGAAGACGGUAACAUCAUCACUAGAAAAGUCAUCAGAAAGGUCAUCCGCCGGGUGUCCACGCCCACGCCUGACGACCAGGGCGGGGACAGGGGGAGUUGGGACCGAGGAGACCCCUGGCCCUGCCCUUUCUUACUGGAGGAGGAGGAGUUAGAGCAAGGAGAUGGAGCUAAAAGCAGGUCGGGAGAAAAGAAGCUUCAAUCGUAGGGGUAGCUGUGCUCCACCAGGUGUGCAGGAAUUCUUCUCAUCUGUUUCCAGGGCAGAAAGUUACAAACUGAAAAACUCAAGAAAUUUCAGCCAGGACUUGAUCCGUCUGAUUUCAAUAUGAGCAUGAAAAUCUCACUCCCUGUCAAUUGAGGGACCUGGAAGGUUCUCACCAUGGAAUCUGAAUUCUAAUUGUAUGGCUCUCACUUCCUGUGGUCUAUGGACCAGGAGAAUUCUGCUUCCUGUUUGUGACUCGUAACGUGCCAUUGGUGUCGUGAGAGCUUUUGAGGAGUAUUGUGGUGACAACAAAAAAGACUCCAUCACAGAAAAACUACAGGUGCAACUGAACUUACACCUGUGACCAAAGAUGGCACAAAAGCUCAAUUCUAGUAGUAGGGGAAAGAAAAUCAACAAAAUUACACAAAACCUAGAGGAACACUUCUGAUCCACCUCCAACACUCGCCUUAUAGUUUUUUCUUGGACCCAUAAAUGUCAGGUUGUAAAUUGCUGUGGGGUUUGUUUUCCUUUUUAAAACUAAAAAUAAUACACAGCUUUUUCCUGUAUAUAAAUUACAAUGUGUACAAUAGAAAAUGAUGAGUUACAGGAUGAUAAUGCACAGGAGAGAACUUUACAAGUGCUUUCAACAUUAUUAUCAAAAUGGUUCCACUUUUAAGGAAGAUUUGAGUGUAACUUCACACGUUCUUGUAUAAUUCAUUAUUAUAGCAGGUAUAAUGUUUGUAUAUGAAAAAAGCUGGUAAGAUUUUAACAGAGGACAUUUCCAGAAAAUCUUCUGCAAAUUUAAGUGAUUCCUAAAAAGGGGAUGUAUCUAAUUCUGCAAAAGCAGAGUACUCAUAUUUUCAUGCAUGCCGUUCACAUUAUUUUAAGUACAAUUUUUACAAGUUUGCAAACACUGUAUUAAAAUGAGAAUUAAAACCCUUUAUCUGUGUACACAUAUAGUCCUUACAUUUGUCACCAGUUUUAUAUUUGAAAUGGAAAAAAAAUACCAUAAAAGCAUUUAUUGUGUCGGGGACUAGGAACAGUAUGAAGAACAUUUGUUCUAUAGCUUCUUGAGGGUUUAAUGUAGUCUACCGUUUGUCUAUGUAAAACUGAACGGCAGCUUCUGCUGGCAUUAGCAUAAAUGCUAUGAGAAAGAAGUUAUCUGAAUGUAUAUGCUAGUAGACUGGCUCGCCGUAAAACUAUAACUGUAUUGUGUGUAUUGGCUAUAAGGUGUAGAGGUCUCUGUACGCUGUAAGACUGUUUGUAAUCAUUUUAGCGGUGUGUCAUUUGGUUUUAUGAAGGCUGCUGUGGUUUUAAAGAAAAGAUGUCAUUUCCUUUUGGGCUUUGGUGAAGUACUUCCUUAAAUUUAAUCUACUCACAUAAAGACAUAAGACAUUAUUUGAUUGUAGCUCUUAAUAGAAUAUGUAUGACAAAAACACUGGAUGGUCAAACGAUUAUUUAAGCAUCAAAUGAAUUGUGUGAUCUUUCUUGGCUUGAGAAUCUGUAUGCGGUGUCUAACUAGCAUUCAUUUGAUAGCUCAUUGGCGAUUACUUUGCAUUAGAUCUUCUCUUUGUAUUGGUUUGACUAGAGGCCCAUGUAGUUAAAGUGUGGUGUUAUUCUGGUGUGAAGGCUCAGACUUAGUGUGAUGAUGUUUAUGCUGUGGACAUGACAACCAAGUAAAGGACUUUAUUUUUAGACAAGUGAAGUCAUUUAGGGUAUUGUAUCAUAUCUCCCAUCCUACAUGUCAAUCAGGGGGUAGAGGCUAAUUUGAUCAAUUUUGUUUGAUAUGUGUUUUCACCUGAGCUAAUUUUUCGAUGUACAAUUCUUACUAACAGAGUGAAGCCAUUGAAAUGUAACUAUUCUAGCACUUUGGUUAUUCAAAGUCUUCUUUUAGAGGCUAUAGCAGUAAUGACGCCACCACAAUGUUUCAAUUUAAAAACAAAAUAACAAAAUAAAAAUGCAUUGAUUUUGCAA
Messenger RNA from Oncorhynchus kisutch (coho salmon), 15939 nucleotides. RefSeq names its product ankyrin-3-like. The record is from RefSeq and is a predicted model, not a curated record. Gene Ontology annotation, molecular function: protein binding. The transcript is spliced from 49 exons. The coding region runs from base 586 to 13971 and encodes 4461 amino acids. Lineage: Eukaryota; Metazoa; Chordata; Actinopteri; Salmoniformes; Salmonidae. Gene Ontology annotation, biological process: signal transduction.